AUGUUUUUCAAGUCCAAAGAACGUAGGACAGCCGUUGACCAUGGUCCAGAGACUCAUCAUACCUUCGAGGAUAGCAAGCCCGAAGAGAGCCAUGUGGAGAGCAUCCGUCAUUCCCAGGUCCACGACGAAAUAGACCUUAUUUUAAGCAAACGUCUCGAUCGCAAGUUUGACGUUCACAUCAUUCCUUGGCUUUUCGGCAUUUGGCUUUUCGCGUUUAUCGAUAGAAGUAACAUUGGGAAUGCCAAGAUCGAUGGCCUAUUGGAGGACCUCGAUAUGGUCACUGGCACGAAGUUCAAUGUUGCAUUGCUGGUCUUCUACAUCCCGUACAUUCUCGUCGAUGUUCCGAGCAACUGGAUUGUGAAGAAAGUCCGAGCCGGCGUCUAUCUGCCAACUCUCAUCACUUGCUGGGGCAUCGUAAGCACGUUUCUUGGCUUCACAAAAUCCUUCGCAGGUCUUGUGAUCUGUCGAUUGCUUCUUGGACUCUUCGAGGGCGGCCUACUUGGAGGUAUCGUUGUGUACCUGGCAAUGUUCUAUCGUCGACAUCAGAUGCUGUAUCGCAUCGGCCUAUUUUACUGCGCAGCACCCUUAUCUGGCGCUUUUGGAGGGCUGCUCGCCACAGGUUUAGCAACGAUACGACAUGGUGGCCAUAACCGGUGGCCUUGGAUCUUCUUUGUGGAGGGUGCAAUUACAACCGUCUUCGGUGUAACCUGCUUCUUCUUUAUGCCAAGCACGCCAGCGGAUGCGAAGUUCCUCACAACGGAUGAACGUACACAGGCCAUAAGAAGAUUAAGAGAAGACUCACAUGGUGCUACUGACGUUGAAGACGUCAAUGAUGAGCACUUCAGCUGGCACUGGGUGAGGAUGGCUAUGCUCGCGCCGCAGACAUAUUUUUGUACUCUGGCAUGGAUAUUCCUUCUUAUUCCCCUUUACAGCUUCUCGCUUUUUCUACCAUCGAUCAUCCAGGGCCUCGGAUAUCGCAGCACCACUCAGAUCCAGCUUCUCACAGUUCCGCCCAACAUCGCCGCUUUUCUUGUCGUGCUCGCCACGUCUGCUCUUUCGGACAAAAUCAAGGCACGAGGUCCUGUCAUGGCUGUUGGAAGCAUGGUAGCUUUGUGUGGCAAGGGCUGGCUGUCCAACAAUUUGGCUCCUCACUAUGUUCGUGCUACCGGAGUUGGGUUGUUGAUUGGCCUAGCAAACACAUCUGCCUUUCCAGCCACGUUCAUUUACCUGCAGAAGGAUGCAUGCUCUAUUGUCGAUGGGAAAACUCGAAACGAGAGCGGGGAGAUCGAGAUGAGCGACUGCACGGGAAUAGGGUUCACCUUCUUGGACAUCGACACCCAGCUUAUCGGUACACCUUAUAAGCUUUAA
Molecule: messenger RNA, 1368 nt
Organism: Colletotrichum lupini
Lineage: Eukaryota; Fungi; Ascomycota; Sordariomycetes; Glomerellales; Glomerellaceae
Exons: 6
Coding region: 1-1368 (455 amino acids)
Biological process (GO): transmembrane transport
Cellular component (GO): membrane
Molecular function (GO): transmembrane transporter activity
Source: RefSeq, a predicted model, not a curated record